AUGGCGCUCGAUCAAAAGAAUGUAGAGAAUGCCGAAUUCAAGGAGGUGGCAGCCGAAAGUGGCAAUAUCACAGCGCAGCAGAUCCAGGCGCGUUUUGAGACGCUCCGGGAUCUGACUGAGGAGCAGAUGGCAGAUCUCAACAAAAGGCUUGUCAAGAAGCUCGACUGGAGACUCAUGCCAUGUAUCACUCUCAUGUUUUUAAUGAAUUAUCUGGACCGCAUCAACGUAUCCAAUGCCCGCCUUGCGGGACUGCAGAAGGAUCUGCAUAUGAGUGAUACUGUGUGGAACACCGGUAUCUCCACCUUCUAUGUGGGCUAUCUCAUCGGUCAGCUUCCAGGAAAUUUGUGGCUUGCUAAAGCAGAUCCUCGCUGGCUUCUGCCAUCUAUGAUGAUGGCAUGGAGUAUUGGAACGAUUUGCAUGCCAGCCAUGACAAGUGGCGCUGGCUUCGCCGUGUGCAGGUUCUUCAUUGGCCUUUCUGAAGCCCCAUUCUUUCCAGGCAUUACGCUCAAGAACCCAAUGCGAAUGGCAAUUUGGCAUGCCGGUAACACAAUGUCGAAUAUACUCUCUGGCUUUUUAGCUGCCGGCAUCCUAACCAACAUGGACGAAGUUCUUGGUUUGCACGCCUGGCAGUGGUUCUUCAUUAUAGAGGGAGCCGCAUCCAUUCUCGUUGCACUAGUCGGAUACAUUGUGCUUCCAUCUUGGCCACACAACACUAAGUGGUUGUCUCAGGAGGAAACUGAGAUGGCUCAAUAUCGUGUGCAGGUCUCGAAUGGUGGGCGUGAAGAGGAGCUUGGAGGCACAUGGGAUGGACUCAAAGAAGCAGCAAAGGAUCCUUUCACGUGGUACUUUUGCCUCAUGCACUUCGCCCUUGUCACGGCACAGAGCUUCAAGGAUUUCCUACCAUCAAUUAUGAAAACCUUCCAUUUCGACACCCUUACCACCUAUCUCGUGCAAGCUCCUCCUUAUGCAAUCGCUUACGCCGUCGCAUGCGGUCUUGCAUACACCUCAGGACGCUUUCAAGAAUCGUGCCUCCAUAUCGUCAUACCAAUCCUGUUCAGUGCGGUCGGAUGUAGCGUGCUUAUUGGGACCUUGAAUGUGGGUGCUCGCUACUUUGGCCUCAUUCUACUCAUCAGCGGUACCUACUCUGGGCUCAAUCUGCAACUGAGCUGGGAGACUACCUUAGUUCCGGCUCCGAGAAGUAAGAAAGCGGCACUGAUCGCGAUCGCAAAUUGCAUCAGUCAGGUCAGCCAUUGGUUCAGCCCAUACUUCUUUCCCACAUCCCAGGAGCCGUUCUAUCGGAUGGGCGGUGGCCUCAUCCUUUUUGGCUGCGUCGCUUGUGUUGUCUCCGCUGUACUUAUCAGAUGGCGAGCGGUCAGACUCAAUAAGAGGCUGGAUGAAGCAGAGGGUUGGUCUGAGCAUACAGGGGUGGAGCGUGGAUGGCGUUAUGUAUAUUAG
Molecule: messenger RNA, 1455 nt
Organism: Aaosphaeria arxii CBS 175.79
Lineage: Eukaryota; Fungi; Ascomycota; Dothideomycetes; Pleosporales
Product: MFS general substrate transporter
Exons: 4
Coding region: 1-1455 (484 amino acids)
Biological process (GO): transmembrane transport
Cellular component (GO): membrane
Molecular function (GO): transmembrane transporter activity
Source: RefSeq, a predicted model, not a curated record